AUGCUCGUACCCCAGUACCACGUCAAGAAUUCGACGAUCAGGAUAGUUCCCAAGUCGCAACAGACCUUGGGAUACUGUCCUCGGCUGUCUUCUCAGGUGUGGGCCAGAGUGCGUUUCAAAGCCGUCAGGUUCGGCCCCCUCAGUGUGGGCAAUCCUGACGGUGUCGGUGCCCUUGUUGGUGCCAAUCUAAAUUCAUACGCUUCGCGUAUCUCCUAUGCUGUUGCUGUCAACGAUGAGGAUCCGGACACUCGUCUGGUUGCCGUUACAGCGAAAGCCGCAUGCGAUGAUAUCUUUGCUGGCUUGCAGAUCGCAGAGACUUUUACUGCUUAUGCUUGA
Aspergillus fischeri NRRL 181 is the source of this 336-nucleotide messenger RNA. RefSeq lists its product as uncharacterized. The record is from RefSeq and is a predicted model, not a curated record. The transcript is spliced from 2 exons. Bases 1 to 336 code for a protein of 111 amino acids. Lineage: Eukaryota; Fungi; Ascomycota; Eurotiomycetes; Eurotiales; Aspergillaceae.